This is a messenger RNA of Trematosphaeria pertusa, 1149 nucleotides long. RefSeq names its product cytochrome P450. Gene Ontology annotation, molecular function: iron ion binding; oxidoreductase activity, acting on paired donors, with incorporation or reduction of molecular oxygen; monooxygenase activity. The record is from RefSeq and is a predicted model, not a curated record. Bases 111 to 1010 code for a protein of 299 amino acids. Lineage: Eukaryota; Fungi; Ascomycota; Dothideomycetes; Pleosporales; Trematosphaeriaceae. The transcript has a single exon.
CAGAGGGAAGUGCUCUCGCUGAUUGCCUCCGAAGGCAAGUGUACUGGUCCCCAUUUGGCACAACCUUCAAUCCGUUUCGUCGCUACCUUAGUCCUCGUCCCCUAGUCCGGAUGUAUAACAACUAUCGCAUGAAUCGGUAUCUGAGCGAGGUUAUCAACAAGCGAUUCGAAGAAUUGGCGCUUUCCCGCAGAGUCUCUUCGAAGGGAAAGGAACCUGGGACCAGGUCAAUUAUCUCGCUCGCCAUGGACAAAUAUUUGGAAGAGCUGGGCGACAGGGGAGAAAUCUCAAGGGAAGCGUUCAAAAAGAUCGCCAUGCCGCAACUUCGCAUGUUCUUAUAUGCUGGACAUGACACGACAAGCAGUACUCUUCUGUACUGUUUCCUAUUGCUGUCCCGCCACCCUGCGGUCAUGGCAAAUGUCCGAGCCGAACAUGACGAGGUAUUCGGACACGACCUUUCCACCGAGCAGAUAUGUCGCGUCAUCGCCGGCGACCCCUCGCUUCUUAAUCAACUACCGUACACGUUCGCAGUUACCAAAGAGGUUCUUCGCAUGUUUCCACCUGCGGGAAGCCUUCGCCAAGGCCGACCGGAUCUCGUCCUUUCGGACGCAGCGGGUCAUCGAUAUCCCACUGAUCGAUGCCAGAUCUGGACGGUGCCUCUUAUCAUGCAGCAUAGGCCGGACGUCUUCGUGAAACCAGACGAAUUUAUCCCCAUUCGCUGGCUUGUCGGACCCGAAGACUGGCUUUACCCAAAGAAGGGCAGCUGGAGAGCAUUCGAAGGUGGGCCGCGCGCCUGUAUCGGCCAGACGCUAGCGCAGCUUGAGCUCAAGGUUGCGCUGGUCAUGACGGCCAGGAUGUUCGAUAUUACACCCGCGUACGAGGAGUGGGAUGGACUGCAUCCAAGAGAAGGCAUAAAAUCGAUCGACGGAAACCGAGUGUAUCAGGCUGAAAUGGGUGGCGGGGGAGCUCAUCCUGCUGACGGUUUCCCGGUAAGGGUUACUACAAGAACCUAGGAAUCUUCCCUUCCGUGAGCCUAAAAUGGAUCCGCUCUCUUUGCAGAAUGCAAGAUCUCACCUUUCCUCAUCUGCGCAUUCGAAGGAUUGCGCAUGCUUCCCGAGUUCUGCAACUUUACAGCCUCAACUUCCCGUCUGA